This is a messenger RNA of Paramisgurnus dabryanus, 452 nucleotides long. RefSeq names its product STAM-binding protein-like A. The record is from RefSeq and is a predicted model, not a curated record. Gene Ontology annotation, biological process: protein K63-linked deubiquitination. Gene Ontology annotation, cellular component: endosome; cleavage furrow. Gene Ontology annotation, molecular function: K63-linked deubiquitinase activity. Lineage: Eukaryota; Metazoa; Chordata; Actinopteri; Cypriniformes; Cobitidae.
GGUGUAGAUUGAGAUCACUAUCUAUAUCAUGUUGGACCACGCAGAUGUGAGUUUGACCCCACUGGAGAGGGUGCGGGCUUUGACAAAGAAGGGCAGCACGGUGGAUGUAAAUGAAGCUGUACCUCUUCGCAGAUACUUCCACUCGGGCAUGGAGAUGAUCCGCAUGGCCCAUGUGUAUGCAGAGGAGGGCAACAUAGAGCAUGCCUUUGUCCUCUACAAUAAAUACAUCACGCUUUUUAUUGAAAAGCUCCUCAAGCAUCCAGAUUAUAAGCUUCCUAAUAUUCCUGAGAAGAAGGAGACUUUAAGGGUAAUGUAAAGGCAGGGGCGCGAGAAUCAGGGGUGCCGAGGGUGCUACAGCACCCCCUAAUUUCUCAGGACUGUAAAUAGAACACAAAUUUUGGUUCAUUUCGAUUUAAUGGGACACUCCACUUUUUUUGAAAAUAGGCUCAUUU